AGAAAAUUAAAGAUGAGGAGAUUCUUCCUCAUUCAUCAACCCACUUUCUUCAUAUCCAUCCUACUAGGCCUCUCGCUGCCCAAUUGGGCAUUUGGUCAGAUCCUUUUUCAGGGGUUUAAUUGGGAGUCAUCGAAGAAAGAAGGGGGGUGGUACAAUUUCUUGAAGGAUAAAGUUGAUGAUAUCGCUGAUGUCGGGGCCACUCAUGUUUGGCUUCCUCCACCCUCACAUUCCGUGGCAGAACAAGGUUACAUGCCAGGAAGACUAUACGAUCUCGAUGCAUCAAAAUACGGCAACAAAAACGACCUGACGUCCCUAAUCCAAGCAUUCCACAACAAAGGAAUCAAAUGCAUUGCAGACAUCGUCAUAAACCACAGAACCGCAGAGAAACAGGACGACAGAGGAAUAUACUGCAUCUUCGAGGGUGGAACCCCAGACGACCGCCUCGACUGGGGACCCCACAUGAUAUGCAAGGAUGACACCCAGUAUUCAGAUGGCACCGGAAACCCUGACACCGGGUUAGAUUUCAAGCCCGCUCCAGAUAUUGAUCAUUUAAAUGACAGGGUCCAAAAAGAGCUAACAGAUUGGCUUAACUGGCUAAAGGCUGAUGUCGGUUUCGAUGGGUGGCGCUUAGAUUUUGCAAAAGGAUACUCAACCAACGUCGCAAAGAUUUAUGUGGACAAUACUUCACCGAACUUUAUAGUAUCGGAGAUAUGGAGCUCUUUGGCUCCUGGUCAAGAUGGGAAGCCAGAUCCUAACCAAGAUGCACACAGACAGGAGCUGGUUUCAUGGGCUCAAGGGGUUGGAGGGCCUGCCAUGGCUUUUGAUUUUACUACGAAGGGGAUAUUGAAUUUCGCUGUAGAAGGGGAGUUGUGGCGGAUGCGCGAUGAGAAUGGGAAAGCCACGGGGAUGAUCGGAUGGUUGCCAGAGAAGGCGGUGACUUUCGUCGAUAAUCAUGAUACGGGUUCGACUCAAAACAUAUGGCCUUUUCCUUCUGAUAAGGUUAUGCAAGGGUACACCUAUGUUUUGACACAUCCCGGGGUUCCCUCUAUUUUCUAUGAUCACUUGUUUGAUUGGAACCUCAAGAAUGAAAUAAGCAAGUUGGCAAAAAUCAGAUCAGGAAACGGUAUUCAGCCAAAUAGUACCUUGCGCAUCUUGGCAGCAGAUAAUGAUCUCUACGUCGCAGAAGUCGACGAAAAAAUAAUCGCUAAAAUUGGAUUGAAAACUGAUUUGGGCAACCUUAUUCCUACAAACUUUCAUGUUGUUGCUUCUGGUAAUGACUAUGCCGUGUGGCAGAAAACGUGAAGCAGAUGAGUAGAAGUAAUACAUUCUGUAUGCACUAUUUGCUUCAUAUUGCAAUAAAUAAAAGAGUAUAUUUUAAUUA
Asparagus officinalis (garden asparagus) is the source of this 1381-nucleotide messenger RNA. Its product is annotated as alpha-amylase isozyme 3C. The transcript has 4 exons. Gene Ontology annotation, molecular function: calcium ion binding; alpha-amylase activity. NCBI's taxonomy places the organism in Eukaryota, Viridiplantae, Streptophyta, Magnoliopsida, Asparagales, Asparagaceae. Gene Ontology annotation, biological process: carbohydrate metabolic process. Bases 13 to 1302 code for a protein of 429 amino acids. The record is from RefSeq and is a predicted model, not a curated record.